This is a messenger RNA of Podarcis lilfordi (Lilford's wall lizard), 25179 nucleotides long. NCBI's taxonomy places the organism in Eukaryota, Metazoa, Chordata, Lepidosauria, Squamata, Lacertidae. The record is from the annotation of a GenBank genome assembly.
GCGCAGGCGUCCUGCGCGCCUCUAUUGUCUCUCCUCCGGCAGCCGUCAGGAGGGCUGGCUAGCCGGACGGACGGAGGAACAGGCGGGAGGGAGCCCGCCAGCGAGGACACCCCCGCCCCCGACGGAAAGUGGCGCCUGGCCGAGGAGCGACGGGGACGCCGGCAAGGCCGCGCCGAGGCAGCCCUCGGGCGGGCAGGGCGGCAAGGAGAGCCAAGGGAGGGCCUGCGCUCGCUCGCUCCAUGGCUGGCCGGGGCGCGCCUUGACGGAGCCCGCAGCAGCUGGGGCUGCUGUUCCUCCUGCGAGAGGCCGGCCUCGCCUUCCCCGCGCUUCGCCUGGAUGCGGAGCGGCAGCGCCAGAGGACCCGCGCACAGAGGCCGGGGCCCCAGCGGCGGCGUCUUUCUUCCGUAGGGCGGGCCCCGGAGGCGGGGCAGCGCUGGCCCUGCUGCCUUGUCGCCGUGGAUGAGCCCGGGAGGAGCAGCGGGCCGCCCGGUGGGGCGCGGCGUCGGACGGCGGCUGGGGCUGUUGCUGCUUGCGCUCGGAGCGAAGGAGGAGCGGCGGCGGCCGGAGCGGCGACGACGGCCGGGAGAGGAUGCCCGGCUCCGGGGGCCGCUUUAGCUCCUAGUCCCCGGCGCGGGUGCCCCUGCUCGACCUCCCCGUCCACGGCGCUGCCGCCGCCGCCGCCAGCGGCAUGGGCGGCAAGCAGAGCACGGCGGGCGCAACGGCCACGGGGCGCUCCCGGGGCGGGCCCUUGGCCGGCGUGUCGAGCGACGACAGCGCGGUGCCGCCGCCCGGGGAGCCCCCACUUCGGGCACUACUGGGGCGCGGGCGGCGGCGGAGGGCCCGCCAUGGGCUUGCGCAGCCGCUCCGUCAGCUCCGUGGCCGGCGUGGGCGUAGGGCUGGGCAUGGAGCCCGCCGCCGCCGGCAGCGUCCCCUUCGGCCUCUACACGGCGGCGGCUGCAGCGGGGGCCACCACCACAACGGCAGCCGCGGCGGGAGCAGACUCGGAGCGGGGUCCCGGCGGUGGGUCGGGCGCGGACUCUACCCCUUACGCCCAUGGCAACGGUUUCCAGGAGACGGGAGGCGGUCACCACAGAGACGGGAUGCUCUACCUGGGGUCCAGGGCCUCGCUGGCUGAUGCGCUGCCUCUGCACAUCGGACCCCGGUGGUUCAGCUCGCACAGCGGUGAGUGUGCUCGUUUCCGCGGCCUUGUUUCCGGGCCUCCUUUCAGACAGUCAUGGGGAACCGAGAAAACGAGAAGGGGAAACUGUGCAAGAAAUACAAUCCUGCAACAUAUCUAUAGCAUCAUUUAUUUAUUUUUUGAGGGGGACCCACAUGCAUCCUUCUUCCCUCUUGCCCCAAACACAAGGCCAGGGUCCUAUUAGGUAGGCAGCAAAGAUGCAGGCUUAUCUGUGGUGAACUUGUCUUGCGCUUGGAGGUUCUGGGGGUUAAGUUUGCUGACACUUGAAGCCCUUGACUGGAGAUUCAGAGUCCUUUGUUUUAAAGAAGGUGAGGGUGGCUGUUGUCCUUGCUUGGUGGUGGUGAGGAAAAGGUUUACUGUGAGCAUGUUUAGAAGCAUUCCUGUGCUCAAGGCCUGGCAAGUAGGUUUCAUUUGUUUAUAUAAUUUAUGAAAGUACUUAUAAAUGGUAUGUAGAAUAUCAAUGCAGCAUACAACCACAUUUACAAGUCCCAAAAAGCAUUAAAUACAAUAUACAAUCAUAGAAUGGUAAGGGAUCCAAAGGGUCAUCCAGUCCAAUCUCCUGCAAUGCAGGAAUCACAGCUCAAGAAUCCCUGACAGAUAGCCAUUGAACCUAUCUUUAAAUACCUUCAAUGAAGGAGACUCCCAUCAGCUUCCAAGGGAGUCUGUUCCAUUGUUGAUCAUGAGAAAGUUAUUUCUAAUGUUUAGUCAGAAUCUCCUUCCUGGUUAUUUAAAUCAGUUGGUUUGGGUCCCUGCUUUCUGAAGCAGCAGAAAACAAGCUUGCUUUGUCUUCCACGUGACAGCUUUUCAGAUAUUUGAAGAUGGCUUUCAGAUCACCUCUCCGAUCUUCUCUUCUCCAGACUAAACAUGCCCAACUCCCUCACAACCACUCAUAAGGCUCGGUUUCCAGGCCAUUAAAAAUCCUGGUCACCCUACUCUGUACAUGUUCUAGCUUGGCAAUAUUCUUCUUAAACUGCGGUGCCCAGAACUGGAGACAGAACUCCAGGUGAGGUGUAACCAAGGCAGAAUAGAGCCGUACUGUUACAGUACUUCCCUUGACACACUAUAGGUUCAUAAAAUGACUGGCUCAUCUUUGAAAAGUUCAUACCAGCAAAUAAGCCUUUUGACAGGAGCAGCAGUGAUUUGGGGUCAGUUUGUGCCCAGGCGGCACUUUGGAGUGCCCACCUGUUUGUUUGUUUGUUUGUUUGUUUGCUUGCUUGCUUGCUUGCUUGUUUGUUUGUUUCUGUUUAGGGUUGGGGUGGGGCCUGCUUUAGACAUACAAGGAGAUGCACCACUAUUUAAGUGGUGUUUCUUUCCUUUCCCCCCAUAGGAGCCCAGGGAAGCUAAUAAAAACUGUACAAAUAGAAUUGUCAAACAAUAAUUUAACCCCAACUAUAGAAUAACAGUAACGCUUCAACUGUUGAACUCCACUCCAGCUAUUGUUGAAUUGACACUGUGACUUGUCUGGUGUAGCAGCUGAGGAAGUGAUUACUGGGGUGUGGAGAGACUAAGGUAACAACCUGUCCUUUCUUACAGAUGGCUGGCUAUGGCAGUUUUGCAAGUAUGGUCUGAGGCUUUGGCACAUCACCUAUCAAUGCAAAAGAAACCUGCCCAACAGACCGUGUUAUUAUUUAUUAAAUUUAUAUACUGCCCUUCAAAGAUCUCUGGGCAGUUCACAAGAUAAAAAUGGUAGUUCUCUUGAUUAAUGGACAGUAUUUUUCUUUUGCUCUUGGGAAAAGAGCAGGCUUUCAUUGUAUUCUCCCCCACUCCACCUCUCCCUCUGUCUUGGAUUAAAGCUAGAAGGGGAAUGUAGUAACUUGCUUUCUCACCAAUAUAAGAAAUGAUUUGCAGCUUGUGGGCUCCCUUCGGGCAUCUUGAUGACCCAUUAUGUGCAGGAUACUGGACUUAAAUGGGCCCUUGGUCUGAUCCAACAGAUUUUUUGUGGAGCAUGUUAACUUAGGGCUGUGUUUAAUUGGAACAGAUUUUAGAGUUGCAGGAAUGUAUGGCCUCUGUAGGCUGUUAAGAAGUUAUGGUAGGUAAUUGAGGGUGAUUUUAGUUUUCAAAUCUCACUCUUUGUUCCUUACCAAAUUACCUGAGUCUGGACACUUGUUGUUAGUAUGCAAGACACAGAGAAUGAAGAUAAGAUCUGUGGGGCCUUGGAAAGUGGUAUUUGGGCCUACUGCCCUCAGAGGUGUGUAGAACACAUAUUUGAUAACUCAUCUGGUAGAAUUCUAGAUAGGUGAGCACCCCAAACAACUGGGGAGGCACCAGGUUAGCGAAGGCCAUUUUAAGGGGAAGCUGAGAAAAGAAAUUAUCUGGGAUGGAGAGUACAGAGAUUUACAGUCCUGUCUUCUACAUGUGAACUUGGAGGCAAGUCCUGGUAGGUUCCAUGGGGUAAACUCUGAUGUGUGUGUUCAUAGUUUCCCUUCCACUGUGCUGCAGGGAACAAGUGAUGUAAAGAUGAAGCAGUGCCUCCUAGCAAGGCAAUUUGCAACCAGGUUCUGUCAGGAAGUGGAGGAAGUCCCUUUCAUCUUGCGAGAUAUUUUAGUCAUCUAUCUAUUGCCUGCCUAAUUGAUUAAAAUAUCAAUUAGGCUAAAUGAUACAAGCAAAUCUGAUGAGUCCUGGUGCUUUCCAAGCUCAUCUUCCUCCCUGUUAAAUAUAUUUGCUACUUUGUUUUGCUUUGUCACCCUUGCCAAUCAAAUUCCUUCAUAGUUAAUGUAGUUCCUCUCCAAACCUUAUGACCUGUCUUGUUUAAGAGCAGCAAUGCUAUAUUUCUGUUUUUACAAAAGAAGAGCUCCGUGUAACUGAGAAGCUUUACCAUUUCUAAUAUUGCUCCAUUCAUGGUGUCUCAGUUGGUCUGUGUGUUUUGCACCUCUGCAAGAGCAGUAUGGCUACCAAGACAUGCACGGAACCAAAAUAUUAUACUGCUAGUACAGAUUUGUGGUUAGUUGAUGCUAAUUUUCUGUGGACCAGCUGGCACAGACAAAUCAUGUAUUGUUUGGAAAAUAAUUGCCUGGACCAAGUGGAGUGCAUAGAUUGUUUACAGCCACGAUGUCUUCUUCACAGAGUGCAGCUCAGAGAGAAAUUAUUUAAAACCCAUGUAUUCUGUGUCCAGAUAAUUAGGUUAAUCUUCCAAUUAAUGCUUUCCAUCACCUUGAUAUUUCCCUGAACAGCAGGGGGCUUUUCUGCUUGGCUGUAGCUGUGUUGCAAUAUUCUUGAUACCCUAUUGCUGGAGGGGGAAGCUUUUCUUCCAAGGGGGGAGCGGGAGCAGGAGCACUGUGAAGGUCACAGCGCACGGGACUCAUCUCCACUUCACUGGCUGCCUUUACAUCUCUGACAGAAGAUAUCUGUGUUCAUGGCUGUAAGUUCUUGGAUAAAGAGCAGCGGACAGCUCCCACAAAACCUUAGUUCCUUUGCGAUGUAAUUGCAGCACUGCCUUGUGUAGCAUUCAGAAAGCUGGCUCUUGAAUUCACUUAUAACCUCCCUGGGUAUUUAUUUUAUUUUAUUAAUUAAUUUACUCUGGAAAACGCAUGAAAAGCUGCCUUACAUCAGCUCAGACAGACUGUUGAUCAUCAGUAUUGGCGACACUGACCGGCAGCAGCUCUCCAGGGUUUCAGAUGGGGAACAUGCAUUCCCAGUCCUACCUGCUGAUGCUACAGAUUGAAGCUGGGACCUUUCAUGUGCAAAGAGGAUGGUCUACCUCUGAGCUACAGCUCUUCCCCAUUUACUGAAAGUGGCAUGCCUGGGUUCCCCAGGGUUUCCCAUCUAGGUGCUGACCAGCCCCAGACCAGUUUGGCUUCAGCAAGGCUGCUGCAUCAAGCUCCUGAAAGCCUGAGUUAGUUACUACUCCUUGAUUCUUUGCCUGGGAGACUAACUCCCAGUCCCCCAUUUCAAGCAUCUUUAUUAGUCACUUUGGUGGACUCCCCAAACUCAGCCUUGUCAAUAAAUUGACAAAAGAGAACAGCCUGCAAACUAGUAGUUCACCUGCCUGCACAUGCCCAAGUUUAGUCACUUGUGACCUAAAAGACAGGUGGAGGGCCCGGCGUUUCCAGGGAAGUGUGUUGCUUACUACAGGUUUCCAGGCAAGUGGCUAUUUAUAAGCCAAACAGCUGGUAGCCCCUCCCUGAAAGGAGGCUUCAUUGCUAAAAUGGACCUUGCAGAGAGCUGGGUUCAAGCAACUUUUCAAGGGUGGUUUCUCUUGCUCAAUUGCCCUCCCUAAACAUAAGAACAUAAGAAGAGCCUGCUGGAUCAGACCAAAGGGGGCCCAUGUGGUUUUGCAUCCUGUUUGUGCUGUGGUCAGCAAGACGCCUAUAGAAAACCCAUAAGCAGGACCCCAGUACAAGAGCCCCUCUCUUUCAUUUUCCAGCAUCUGGUAUUCAGAAGCAUUGCUGCCUCCUGCUGGGUAGGCACAGCAUAGCCCAUCUCGGCUUUUGGCUUGCCUUUUGCAAGGGCUUAGCCUCAGUGUUUGGGGCUAAGUCCUCAAUCUAGCACUUCUCUUAUGAGAAAAGUCACUUGACAAUUGUUGACUGUCUCUAGGUGGGGCUUCCUUGAGCAGCAGUUAGAGCUGGGUCAACAUCUGUUUGCUCAGAGCCAACUAACCUUUUCUUUAGAUGUCUGUGGCAGCAGAAAUGGGGCAGAGGUGAACAUCUAGCUAAUAAGACAGCAGACCUCCAAAAAUGCAGCAUUCCUGUUUUUUAAUUAGUCACAGUAGGCGUUGUAGUGGAUCCAUAUGGGUGAGUUUGAAUGCUGUCAGACAAGCAGUUAUGGCCAUUUCUUCCCAGUGAGUAGUAUGACAAGGGAAGUCUCUCUCUCUCUCUUUUUUAAGAAAAAGAACAGUCUGCACACACAAACACUAAUUAUCUGACCUGUUGAGCCAGUGUGUUUGAGGCAUACCAUUUACUGUGGUAUGCAACGGAAGUUGGGUCAACCUUGCCUUCAGGGCUUCAUCCUGUGAGCUUAGCCACACAAUUGAUAGAGGAGGUGGUGCUUUUGAGCCAUGUGGAGAGUUUGUUUUCCUCACCACUAAGUACCAUAAAAUGGUGGAUUUGGAGGGACACCCAAGGGUCAUUUAGUCCAACUCCCUGCAGUGCAGGAAUGAAGCAGCCGCAGCUUGACCUCUUGCAUCUAGGAGUGGAGGUGGGGAGCUGCUAGCACCACCUCCAAGAGAGAUGCCUUGCUUCCAUGCAGGUUCAUUGCACAGAGAUAUAGCAAGGCCUGAACUUCCAUUGUAACUGAAAGCUUAUGGGUGUAGAGCAGUGUCGCUCCAGAUCCUAGCAUUGCUCUGAUGGAAGCUCUGCUUACCUUGCAUUGGAGGUUUGAGUGCGCAAAACCAGUCGUAGACCCGCAAGUGCCUUGUGAUCACCAUUGAGGCGGUCCCGUUUGGUGGUUCCUUGUGCUGAGCUGUUGGACAAGUGGAAGAAACACUUGCCAACCUAGCCUUCUGCAGUGUGUCCCUGUGGUGUACUGGGGAUUGCUUUACAGUACAAGAAACUGCAUAUGCACACUAGUGAGCCAUAAAUAGGUCUUUUAAAAAAGAACUUGUAUGGAGUCUUCUCUCGAGCAAGACCUUCCACCAGCCUUCGCCAACCCGCCGUCAUCCAGCUGUUCUGCACCACAAUUCCCAUCAUCCCCAGUCAGCACAGCAAAGGCUGGAGCGCACAGGCAGAGAAUAACUUCCCUAGACUUGCUGUGGCUCUUCUCAGCCUUUCGCAAAGUUGGAAACAGCCCUUCUGUGAGUAGAAGAGGCUCUCUUGGUAAAUGGAAGGGCACCUUUGGAUCCAAGCUGUUAUCUUUGUUUAAAAAUGUAUUCUUAUUGUGUAACUACCAAGGCUGGUGGUGUUAUUGGAGAUGUGAAUGGAUAUGGGUCUCGGGAGAGAGGGUUGGCCCUGGGUCUGGGUGUGAAAAGGGCACUGUUAUUGUUGUUUAUAGUUACCACUGUUUAUGUACAGUGUGCCAACUUCCUAAAAAUUCAGGGCAUGAUCUGAAGACCCGUGAUGCAGCAACUGUAGGCCAGGUCUGGUCAGCUUCUGGGAUGGGUGAUUGCUUGGAAACAGUGGUGGACUUUGGGCUCUCAAAUUCCAGUGUCACCCUGGGUGCUGCUAAAAUUCAGCAUCCCCCACGUCUAGUGGUCCAUUCUACAGCAUUGUUUGGCACCCUCUGCAGCAUGGUGCUCUACCCUAUAAUUCCCUCUGCUAGAAAACCCUUGGAUAGUUUGCCUUGAGUUCUAUAGAAGAAAGGAAGGAGGUAAAUACCUUCCUGAUAGGUAUUUAGAGAAUGGAUUCGGUUGCUGGUGCGUAAUCAAGUUAUAGAUUUCAUCAAGAUAACGUGCAGAAUUCUAACUUUAUAUGGGGUGUCCAACCUCUCAGCUACACACACGCAGCCAGCCAUCAAAAGCACAUUUGCUGAAGAGUGUUAAGCUGGUGUAGCAUAGUGCUGGAGUGUUUGACUAGGCCCUGGGUUCAAAUCCCCAUUCAACCGUGAAGCUCACUGGGUGACCUUGGACCAGUCACUGUCUCAUAGCCUAACCUAUCUACCAGGGUUGUUGGGAUGGGGUGGGGAUGGGGGAACGAAGGCAUGCCAGUUUGAGCUCCUUGGAGGAAAGGUGGGAUAGAAAUCAGAUGGAUGGAUAAAUAAAUAAAUAUAAAGGCUUUGUGAACUAGAUGUGAAACAUGGGUAUACCACUGGCAUAGCUGUGCAUUUCCUUGCUUGGAAGAAGGGGUUGCAUGUGGAGCAGGAGGCAGCAGGAGUGUCCUUGGCAGAAAAAGAAAGGAGACAGGAGUCAUCUACUUUCACAUAGCAAGGCCGUUUCUGGGGUUUCUGUUUUCAGCAUCUGUGCUCUGCAGGAAGCAGCGGCUUGUGUGUGCGGCUUAAUACUUCCUAUGGGAAAGGAAAUGAACAGCCUGCCAAGAGAAGCUGCAAGCUGAUCAUUACCUGUUUGUUGUGAACUCAUUGGCUGCACCUGGUGUGCCAGAUACCACCGUUUCUGAAAUUUGCCUCAUUUAGAGAGUCACAACCCUCAUCUUAAGACGGGGCUCUUCCUAUGAAGCAAGGCUGGGGAACCUCUGGCCCUCCAGAUGGGACUACGACUCACAUCAUUUCUGGCCAAGGACUCUUCAGGCUGAAGGUAGACAUAAUAUGGAAGGGGGACAUGACUCCUGCAGUGAAAGCCCAGCUUUGCUAUGUGUGGGACAAUACAUUCAUUUUGUCACGCCUAAUGGCAAUCUUGCUACACUUCUCCCCAACCUUCAGGUGGGCUGCUUGCCUUGCAGAAAGCAACAUGCUCCUACAAAAAGCUGUAUUUUUCCACUUUUAUGAAGUACACAUUCAUUUUUAAACACAAAUAUCUGGCAACGGAGAGGCCUUGGUAUCAUGAGUGGUAGCUGUUGAAGUGGUUUUGGCGGCAGCUCACCUUUGCUGCAAACCUUCAGGAAGUUUGUUCAGCUUCUGCCCUGGAGAGGGCAAGUUGCAUUUGGGCAGAAUACGGCAUCAUGCGUGUCUCCAAACAGGCACAGCUGCUUUGCAAAUGAUGCAUCUUUCUAAGAUAAUGUUGAACCAAGAUUGAAGACUGCUGCCUGGUUCCAUCCAAAUGUACAGCUUUCGGUUUGAAUGUACAGCUGUAAAACAUUUAGGCCCGAACCCUGCAUGGGCUGAGUACAGCACAGCAUCAAUCAAAUGAGCACAGUGGGAGACCCCUCACAGAGAUACAAUUCGCAGAGUAGUUUAACAAUCAAUCCCUCUUUCAGGGAACUCCGGGAAUUGUAGUUCUGUGCAGCAAAUGGGGUCUCCUAACAACUCUCAGCGCCCUUAACAAACUACAGUUCCCAGAAUUCUUGGGGGGAAGCCAUGACUGUUUAAAGUGGUAUUAAAGGUAAAGGACCCCUGACAGUUGUCCAGUCGCGAAUGACUCUGGGGUUGCGGCGCUCAUCUCGCUUUAAAGGCUGAGUGAGCUGGCGUUUGUCCGCUCCACAGACAGUUGUUCCGGGUCAUCUGGCCAGCAUAACUAAGCCGCUUCUGGCACAACGGAACACCAACACCAGAGCAGCGCACCUUCCUGCCGAAGCAGUACCUAUUUAUCUACUUGCACUUUUUGGGGUGCUUUCGAACUGCUAGGUUGGCAGGAGCAGGGACCGAGCAACGGGAGCUCACCCUGUCGUGGGGAAUCGAAACGCCGACCUCCUGAUUGGCAAGCAUGAGAGGCUCAGCGGUUUAGAGGUGUGGAUGUGGCCUUGUCUUGUGGCAGUGGUGGCCUUUCUGCCACAUCACUGCUGGCUGAACAUUUCCUCCAUGAGAGGAGAAAUAUCCCCUGACUCUCUAGGAGCAUUUAUUUAUUUUGGAGAUAAAGAUUCUGCAUCUUCUUUUUCCUUGGUCAUCAAGCCACUGCUUUGAACCUUUUAACAAGGUUGAACCAACCAUUCUUCGCCCACCACAAAAUGCCAACAACCUUGCAGGUGCAUUUCUCAAUGUUAUUGAGCACCACCAGCCAGACAUGCCCUUCAUUUGCUUACCUUUCUUUCCCCUCCCUUCCCUGGUGUGAUACUGCUUCCUGCAAACACAUUGUACUGGCAGAACCAGUGUGGCAUAGUAGUUAGAGUGUUGGACUAGGACCCAGGAGACCAGAGUUCAAAUCCCCACUCAGCCAUGACUUUGCGCCUGUCCCUAUCCCCUAAGCCUGACCUUCCUCACAAGGUUGUUGUGAAGAUAAAGGGAAGGGGGGAGAAUUAUGUACAACCACCUUGAGGUCCUUGGAGGAAAGGUGAGAUUAAAAUGUAAUAAUAAAUAAAGCAUAGACCCCUUUUUAAAUUCUUUUAAUGUAAUUUUAUUAUUGUGAGCUUCCCUAGCUGCUUACUUCAUAGAGAAAGAGUACCAUAAGUUGUCAGUUUGAAAUAGAUAAAGCAAUUUCAUGUUUGGCUUGUUUCUGUGUGCUGCUAGAGUGGUUUAGAGCAGCAGGCAUCAGGUUGCCUAUAAUGGACAGCUUUGGCUGCUUGGUUUAGCACCUGGAGGCUGGGAAGUCAGCUACUUAGGGACCUACAAAAUACAGGUCACUUCCUGUCUGCAUUGCUGUGCUGUUGUAAACACAUGUGCUGGUUGGCCAACCCUAAUUCCACACUGAACUGUGGUCACAACUUGCAUUGCAGUUUUGAGGGCAAGUGUAGGUAAUGCAAAGUGCAUGAAUGGAUCUGCUAUGGCCAGUGUGUAUGUAUCAGAUGACAUUGGAUCACUUUUGCACACUAAGGAGGGCCUUUACAAAAAAUCCAUUCUUAAGAUUCCAGUUUAACACUGAAGAUUUCCAUGGAGAAGUAAAUUAUAUGCCUGCUCGCAUAACACAGCUGAUCCCUGCUGUUCUGGCUAUUUUUGGAGGUGUGAUCCUCUCCACACAGAGGCAGGGGUCCGUGCAGGUUUGGCUUGGUUUGUAAGUAAGGAGGAGCGGAGAAGUUCUGGGAAAGAUGUGGGCAUCACCACAGCUGUGUUCCUGAGUCAAGGGGACCCACCUUGCUUAGUGCUUAGAGUGCAAGGUAUCCUAACAUACUGUUUAUUUACUGCACAGAUAUCCCACCUUUUCCUCCAAGGAUCUCAAGGUGACAUACAUGGUUCUCCCCUUCCUCAUUUAAUCCCCACAACAACCCUGUGAGGCAGGUUAGGCUGAGAGGCAGUGACUUGCCCAAGGUCACCCAGUGAAGUCCCCUGGUCUCCCAAGUUCUAGUCCAACACUCCGGCAGCUUUUAAAAAGCAGCUUGCUAGGAUUACACAGAGCUUGCAGAAGGUGAGGAAAGCCAGCCCCCAGCAGGAAAUCGGGUUAGGUUUCCUGUGUAUGGAUCAAGCUUCAUAUGGGACAAGUGGGAGUUGUAGUCCAAAACAUCUGGAGGCAAGAUUGUGAUGGAUGGAUGGGACAUCCAUAAGUUGAUGACAAAGUUAUUGUAGCCUUGAAUUGGGAAUCCAGGAAAUGAAGGCUUCUAAGAAACCAGUUUGCUUUGAAGUUGAACUUGAGCUGUCUGGCAUAUCAAUAAAUUCUAUUUUUACAGGGUGCUGGUGCUUCUUUUCUCUGCCCUCCCUCUCCCCAUUGCUUACUCAGAAUAUUAUGCUUAAAAAUAACAAAAUCCACACCAAUCCUCUUAGAUCCCCUUUCUUUUAAUAUGAUAAUUAUUGUGUAUAUUUUGUCCUUUCUUAGUCAAUCAAGUUACCUCUUAUAAAAUAAACAUAAUUUUUUAAAAAAUGAAGCCGAUUGCUCAGUAUACCCCAACCCCUUGUUUACAAAUUACUUGUUCUCUGCUGUGUGCUUAGUAUUUUCCUUGUUACAGAAGAUGAACAGGUCCAUAAUUUCCUGAAUUACCUUUGUCCCUAAUGGGCUGACAGUGGCCUGUAACAAGAUCUGGGUCUGUUAGGCAAUAUGAAUCUCUGACCCGGAAGGACUUGCAGCCAGAUUUAGUACUGAAUGAGAGAAAGGUGUUGGCGAAGGGCUGGGGCAUAAAGGGCAUGAGACUUAAGUUACUGCAAGCAGGGGCAUGGGGUGAGAUUCAGUGCCUUGUUGCAGCAGCCCUGUUUGUUGUUCUUUUCCUUUUACAAUCCAAGGUGGUUAACGUGAGAAGCACAGAAUGCAAGAAAACUAAUAAGAAUAAGGAGCCAGCAGGUUAAAAACCACCAAAUACCAGCAUAAAAAAUGUAAAUUUGAUCUGUGGGAGUGAUACUGAUGUAAAAAGGCCUAUGUAGUACAGUCAAGCUUUUAAAAGGUCAAAAGCCUUUUAGUACACACAGAUCUUACUGGCUUUCCACUGCAAUAUCAACACAGAUCUCCUGCCCAGGCAGGGAGUCCCAGAGCAACAAAACAAUUGUGAGCUUCGUAAGCUCCCUCAGAUCUCUCGCUCAUAAACCAGAUCCCGUUGGUGGAGAAAAUGGCCCGCUUUAAUCACCAUCACAUCUUUGGAAAAGGCUUUCUUUUGCCUGCUCUUUCCCAACAAGCUGAUCACUUAUUGCAUCACAGAUUACCUGUCUGCGCACAGCCCCUGUCACACAGGCAUCUGGUUAGCCUGAGCCUGCAAUUCUUAUGGGUGAUGCUGUAUUGUUGCUGCACACAUUCAGCAUAGGGUGUGUGUGUUAUUGGGUUGUUUUUGUUUUUAUUUUGAUUAUUAAUUUUGUGUUUUCAUAUUGUGUUAUUAUCCUGGGAACCGCCAUGAGACCUGCGGGUCCAGGGCAGUAUACACAUUUUAAUAAUAAUCUUCAUGCUGCAGUUAAAAUAACCGCCUAUUGAUGGAAUGUGACAGCACCUUACAUUUUUAUGUAUAUAGGAAGAUAUAUACAGUACAUAUAAUUAUCAUUAUUUAGUUGGAGGUCACUUUAUACAAUUAUAACUUUAAAAUGAGUGUUUUAUACAUGAUAAAACUCUAAGCCAUUUACAUAAAAACAAUAAAAAUACAGCAACAAUCACUGACAUUUGCAUCCAUUUGUUGUGUCUGCUAUAGAGCAGGGGAGGGCAGAUCAUCACGAUUAUUUAUGAUUAUUGUAAUAUCUCAUGUUUCUUCCAAGGAAUUCAGAGUGGCAUGCAUAGUUCUCCCUCUCUCCGUUUUAGCCUCACAACAACCCUAUGAAUUAGGUUAGGCUGAGAAAGAGUGACUUCCCUGUGAGUUUUGUGGGAAAGAAUGUCAGAGGCCGGCUUCUGCUUCAGUGAUGAGCAUGUGGUUCUUGGUAUAUUGGAUAAGGAUUUUUCCUUAAUUUAUUUAAGCGAUUUUUAUAUUGCUUAACUGCAAUCGUCUCUAAUACAGUAUGGAAAAGGUAAAAAUCAGUUAAAACUUUAAAAUCAGACUUCAGUUAAAAUGCCUGCUGGAAUAAUAAUUUAAAAAAAAAUCAGUAAAACACCGAAAGUUCAACAGGGAGUGGGCCAGUUGUAAAUACUGGUAGCUGCUUUGAGGGCUGUAGCUGAGAAGCAGGAAAUAAAUCUAUUAAAUAUAUAGCAGAACCAAAUCUAUCUUCUACCCACUCCUGCGACACAACAGUAUGCUCUUGACACUGAGCUGUGACACAGGGUCUCGCCUGUAGUUGUUUACCUAAGUCAGAAAGGUACCUACUGGGUUGUGUGUGUAUUUCUGCUGUAAAGGGCUGACAAUAGAUAGGAUGAUCAGAAGUGUCCCUAAGCGUGACAAGGGACGUACUGCCAAAGGGAUGAUUUGUUGGAAUGUAAGUCUGCCAUCCAGUGUUGUGCAUCUGGUUGUCAACAAGCAUGAUUAAUCCUGCUUGUGGGUUUCCCAUAGGCAUCUGGUCGGCCGUUGUAGGAAACCGGAUGCUGGACUCACCAAGCCAUUGGUCUGAUCCAGGGGGGCUUUUUAAAUUAUCCCUUAAGAAAUGUAUGGUGUGCAGACCAUCAUGGAGAUCUCCAGAUGACUCCUUUAGCAGAUGACUCCUUUACCAUCAUAUCACGGCACCAUGGCUUUUUCCUGCUCAGAGGCCAAAGAAAGGUCAGCAUUGCUGUGGGCUGUAUGCACGUGGUGGUGGCUGUGAUGGCACCACUGUGCAAAACCUAAAUAAACUCUGCCUGGGCAUGCCAAGACCUUGUCCCUGGGCUACUGGCCAGCAUUCCAGCCUGUGCUCAUCACCUGGGGGUGUCAGUCAAAGCAGCGUCCUAGCCCUGCCCUUAGGGGAAUAUAGCAUGCUGUUGACAUGGGCUGUUGGCUUUUUUAAAAAGAGUAUGUGCAUCCUUAUUUUUAUCCUGUGUCCCGAUCCCAGUUUGUGGCAGAAUGAGCAGCCUUUGUUUGAACUUGCACUUCAGGCGAAAGCAGCGCUGAGCUUUCCCCUCUUGGAUGCUCUUUCCCUCCCAUUUUGAGGGGAAUCUCCUUUCCUGCUCUUGGACUGCUCACACCUCUUUGCGUGUUCCAAGGAAGCAGGAGGUGGGAGUCAAGUCAAGGUAGCUUAUCCUGAAAUAAAAUGUACAGGUAAAUGGUGGUGGUGGGUAGUUAGCCAUGCACUCUGCAUGCUUACCCCAAAAUCACUCUCACAGAUCCGAUGCUCCAGCUGCACUUGGUUAUGCUGUGGGAACUGAAACUCACAGACCUUGUUGGCAACGGCUGUUUCACUUCUGCAAUUAGUCCAGCAACAAUCCUGAGACAAAAAAGGGGCUGGAGACUGCGUUUGAGGAUGUUGAGGGCUUGAGGGCACAAUUAACGCACAGUUAGCAAAAUAUGCAUGUACACCAGGAGUUGGAUAAUAUAAAUUUGGAUUUUGUUGCAGGUGCUGUGGCUACCACCCUCUGAUCAUGUCUCUCCCUCCCUGCCCCGCCCAAAAAUCAAAAUAAAAUCCCAGAUCAGCCCACCACCGAGAGACAGACUUUACUUUUCCAAUUGAUCUGGAUAAAAGUUGGAACCAGAAGAAUUAAUCUGUUUCUUGAAAAGCAGAUAGAGCUGAAGUGGGAAAGAGGGUCAAUCUUCCAAGUUGCUCCUUCAGCAUCUUUGUACUUCUCAGGGGACAAAAGGGUAGCCAUUCUUACACACCUCAUGACUCAGGGGGCAGUGAGUUUGUAGGGACUCAGAGGCCUUGAGGAUGUCAAGAGUGGUAUGGUAUGCACGGCCGCCUAUUGGCAAGCCCUAAUAAUACAAGUGUAGCAUAAGGCUGAGUCAGCAAUUAGACUCGCCAGUAGGCCCAUCAAGUCAAAGCAAGUAUUUUGCCUUCCCAAGUCUAUGCUGCUAGUGCCAUCCUUACCAGAACUUUAAGCAAGAUGGCAGCAGCACAGGCACCAAGUUGCACCCAACAUUGGGGGUGACAUCCCGCCAAGCCUCCUCUGGCCUCUAAGAUUGGGGGCGGGGGGCUGAGUCCCAUCCCAGCAGACAUGGGGGGGGGAGCUAUAGAGGCCUCAGCACCAUAGAGUUGGCGGGCCUGGGCAGCAAGGACACUGAGGGCAGAGGCAGCCAGCAUCUGUCUCCAGCCACCUUUGUGCCAAAAGAUUGCGUGUCUGCAUACUGGUUGAUUUCUUGAUUAAUAAAAAGACUGAGGCAACUGUGUUGCUUUCAGGGCUGUGUACAUCUGCAUUUGGAUCUGGGAGGAAAAAGAUAGGCUUCAGAGCUAUAAAAAUAGGGGAUGGUUGCUGGGUGACAGAAACGAGCCGCUCCUGGUUGCCCAGGUGAAAGCCAAUAUCACGUGUCAGUUGUCUCUUCCUCGUCAGCUUGGGUUUGUUUUCAAUGGCAUUUUCGUUGCUACGUGGCUGGCAUAAUGUGUGCAUCAGCCUGGACUGCAACCUGCUUCUAAAAGGGUAUGGAAAUACUUUGUGUCUCAAGGCACACCGGCUUGUUGAUUUUCCAAGUCUGUGUGAGAACCGGGAACAAAAUGUUUGCCUCCUUUAGAGUAGCUGCAAGUGAUGCUGUGGCAUCCCUGAAAAUGAUCUCCCCAACAGCAACACUAACAUGUCAAAAUGGUCUGUACAGUGUGACACUUAGGUGUCUAGAAUGUCAGCCAUGAAAGUGUUCAGCAUCUCUUAGGUGUCCAUGUUGUAACUUCUGGGUUAGCUGUAUUUCACCAAUAAUGCUUCUUCAAGAAUUAAAACUGUGUAGCUUCAGCUUCACCACCUUUUGAGCUCACCUCUUUUUUUGUGCAACUGUGGUCUGUGGUCUGCGAGUGAUCCAUGAACUUUGCUCAGGUGAUCCCUAUCAUGUCUGCAAAUAUACCAUAAAAAAUCAUACCGCAUCAAGCACAGUGCAGUACAGUUGAUGCUGCAGGUCUGCCAACCACAGCUGUAUACCAUACAGUUGUUGCAAGAUUCAUAUCCUGAAAUGUGGAUUUUAAGGGGUGCAGGGAACACUGCAUUUACACACACACACGCACACACACACACACACGUGCACACACACCCCGGGCUUGGAACUAUCAUAUGGAAAAUUCUAGAUCAGGCUCAUUUUCAUAUCCCUUUAAUUGAUAAGUUACUAGAGAUUUAAUUGAUUGGGGAGUGCAGAUUGUAAUAAAUAGAGCUGCAAGCAACUAGUUUGCUUAUUUGUUGGAACCACUUUAAACUUGCUGUAUUAGUGAAAUGAAAAAGAGAGGGAAAGAUAUUGCGAGAAGUGUACAGAAACUAAAAGCUUUAAAAGGUUUUUUUACAGCUUAAAACACUUUCAACUGUUAUAAACAUAGUCUUUUGUAAUAUGCAAAAGCUUUUAUGAUAUGCAGAAUUAUUCUAAUCAAAGUUAUUGUCUGCUUUUUAACAGAGCAUUUAAUCUUCUGAAAAGUCUUUAAUUGGCUAGCAGCCCUUAUUUCCACACAUCCUAAUGAGGGCUUUUAAAACGGGAACAGACCUUCCUCAUUAUCCCACAGCUAGAGGAACUAUUGAUCUUGCAAAAUUGUAACAAAUAUAUUUAAACAGCCUCCCAUGGCUCAGUUUAUAGAAAUCCCCACUUUCUUGCCCCACAUCUCUGAGUUCCUGAAAACUGAAGUUCCUGAUGGGGAGGGUCCAUGUUUGCUACAUAGCUGCAGAAAGGGGUAGCUUUAUGGAUUAGCAUUAUUUAGAGUGGCCUUCCCCAACCUGGUGCCCUCCAGUUGAGGCCAUGAUGGGAGUUGCAGCUCUAAGGCUCUUGAGGGUAUCCAGCUGAGGCUGAGGCUGGGUGUUAUCUCUGAAGGUUCCCAGGUGACAUUAGCCAUUGCCUCCAAAGGCUUAUGCCAUGCAGAACACUUCCUUGGGGGGCAUGGGUGAAGGAAGCAGGGAGUUGUUUCCUUGGCAGUUUGUGACAGGCAUAAGAUGGCAUAAAGGUGAGCAGUUCCUGCUGUGCUCACUCAGGACACCUGGCAUCAGAAACCAUUAUUCGUACAGUGGUACCUCGGGUUAAGUACUUAAUUCGUUCCGGAGGUCCGUUCUUAACCUGAAACUGUUCUUAACCUGAAGCACCACUUUAGCUAAUGGGGCCUCCUGCUGCUGCCACGCAGCUGGAGCAAGAUUUCUGUUCUCAUCCUGAAGCAAAGUUCUUAACCUGAGGUACUAUUUCUGGGUUAGCGGCGUCUGUAACCUGAAGCGUAUGUAACCUGAAGUGUAUGUAACCCAAGGUACCACUGUACUGCGUUGAUUGACAGUCCUUGGUGUUAACCUUAACCUGCCCUGGCUCUUUCUACUCUUGUUCCUCUGGUCCCGUGCUAGGAGUAAGUUCCCAUUUGGGAGCCUGUCCAGCAAUUUCUUUCUUAGCCUGGGGACUUGACAGGCUGAAGCUUUUUUUUUUACUUGGAGAGAGAUGUGUGUCCAAGAGGCAAACUUUUGGACCCAUUGCACUACUAUGUUCCAUGUUUGAUAGAAAAGCAUAAAAUUUCUGUAGCCAACUGAAUGCAGGGGGUUGCUGUUGUUUUCCCGGAAGUGCACAUUUAAUUUUGCUUCUGACUGGACUAAGAAUGUUCAUCUCUAGACCCAGCUCAAGUGAGGCAUUCACAAUAAAAAUGAGUACUGCACUACAGGUUUACUUUUUGUUUUAUUUUGUGUGUUUCUAGUUCAUGUCUCUUUUGUAGGUUUAUGUGAAAUGAAUUUGAGUUUUCAAAAAUAUUUUUAUUAAGGGAAACUUAAAGGGAAAAAUACGCCUCCACAGUUUGCACGACCCAUAAAGACAGACACAACCUAUCAGUCAUCUAUUGUGGCCCACCAGGUAUUUGGCAACUAUCCUGUGAUCCUAGUCCAGGAAAACAGCAAACACUGGAGAUUUGUAGGUCCCCUGAUAAGCUGGGAAUUGCUUGGUGCGUCACCAGUUGUGUAGGCCUGAUAUAGAUUUAUAGUAUAUAUGUUCAUGGUAAGAAAUAGAGAUAUUUGUAAGACUCGUAAUGUGACUUUAUUUUCUACCUGUCUUGCUAAUAUUCCUCCUAAGAACACUAAACUUCUUUCAUGGGCAAAGGCCAGCCAUAUGUCCUGGUUCUUCAGGGAGAAAACAACAGAGCAUCUUGUCACCCCUUAAAUACAAUGCUGCAAUAAACUUGUUUGUCUUUAAAAUGCUUCAAGACUCUAGUUUUGCUGCAACCCCUUAGCUUAGGCUAAUUCUCCGGAAACAUUCAUAGGGGGCAUCCAGGAUCAGGUGCUGCCUUUGCUCAUACGUGAGCAUGAAAAGAUUGCGCUUGCUUGCUUCUUGUUUUUCAGGAAAGCCUUGUGGCAUAUUCCAGAGUUCUCUCCUUCCGUGUCCUGUCCUUCCUUCCUGUGCCCUCUCUGACUGCAGCUGUCUGUCUCACACGGCCGAAGGGCAGCGCAGAGGCAUUUCUUGGGAGGUGCACGUUCUUUCCCUCUGUGGUAGAAAGAUGCCAGGCUGGAGAGGGCCUGGCCCAUGAGACGUUUUUGAGCAUGUUAGGAAUACAGUUACAAAGUCAUCCACAAAGAAAAUGAUUACAGAGCAGUUGCUCAUAUGCAGAAGGUCCCAGGGUCACUCUUGACGUGUCCAGAUAGGGCUGAGAAAGGGUUUGGUUAUGGAAAUCAAAUCUGGCACUCUUUCAGCUGCACCUUCCCUUACAGGGUUGCCUGACAUUUAGUACAUGUGACCUCAGUGAGAUUUUAACUUCAUGUCAGGUCUGACUUGGCAGGAGGCGGCUUCCUGUGUUCCUAAGAUGGUGUCAGAGUCAGCAUCCCUCUCUAAUCCACAUGUCCUUCUCUUUUGCUCCUUUGUAGGUUUCAAGUGCCCCAUUUGUUCCAAAUCCGUGGCUUCCGACGAAAUGGAAAUGCACUUUAUCAUGUGUCUGAGCAAGCCCCGCCUCUCCUACAAUGGUAAGUGGGGGCUUUUGAGCCCCAUCUGACUUGCCUGUUGCCACCUUGUGUUCUUAACCAGCUCACCUUUCUCAGCAUCUUUCAUCCAAGCCCAAGGGUGAACAACCAGACUUGGUUGGGACUCCAGCUCCCACCAACCCGAGCCAGCAUGGUCCAAUGGUCAGGCAAGCAGCAGCUGGAGGCACCAGAUUCCCCAGACCUGAGGUCAGCUGUCCAGCAGCAAGCGUUGAUACACCAUGUCGCGUUCUUCCAGCCUGGGCUUUUGGUGACGUCACCUGUGCUCCUCAGAACUGUGUCGGCUUAUGUGCUAAAAAAUACAGAGAGAAGUAUUAAAAACUGCUGCCUGGAAAAAUAAGUACUAAGCCAUUUUUUAUGCAAUGCACUCUCAAAAGAUGCAAACUGAGUUUCUGGGAUUUCCCCCACACCUGCUUAAAUUCUUCUGAAUUAACUCUGCAGCCAUAAGGACUAGAAACUCUACAAUAGAAGGCUUUUAUGUACUGGGUAUCAAAUCCUGUUCUUAGAUAGUGUUGAUUGUGAGCGCAUUGUGGGGGGUGGGCGUGCACUGCCCUGCUUUUGCUGCUGGAGCAAAGGCAGUAGUCUAGCGCUUGGGUGGGUGGGUGAGUGUGCAUGCAUGCAUGGUUGGUAUAGACCAAGAACCCCAGGUGAUUUCUUCAGCCUCCUUUGCAGAGCCAGUGACCCGCUUCCCUCGCUCAGGGCACUCCCUUGCUUUCUGCUUCUCACACAGAGAGCAGUGCAGGUUUUGCUCAGGGCUGCUGCAGUCACUGCUUUGCAGCUCAGCUGGCUCUCAGCAUGGCAAGGGGGCUGGCUGCUCUCUCCCGCCCCCCAGGAGUGAUGAGCCAGCCUGCCCAGCAACCGGGGGGGGGCAAUGGCUUGACCGGCACCUGCUCCAAGCUGUCGGUGCCAGGCUGCAUUAGUCCCCCAGUGUCCCUGACGCUACACAGGAUCCGCCCAGGCUGUGCUGGCAGAGACGGCGCCAGGCAGCUCCUGAGGCUGCAAGCUAGAAAUCAGGUCAGGAGGAGGAGCUGGUCGCUCUGCAUCACAGCUGGGCCUUCCCCAGCCUGCCUGACAGCAGCCUGCGAUAGGGAAGGCAGCUCCAUCACUCCCUCCCCACGCAGAAAUUUCUCAGCCUGCCAAAUUGAGCAUAGCCAGAGAUGGUGCACCUUACGCAGUGGUGCUGGAAGAUUAAAUCCGAGCUGCCUUCUCUGCUGCCCUCCCCACCAUGAGGAUCCCUGUUCUUCAGCACCCCACCCCACUACCCCAAUAAGCCCUUACCAUGCAUUCAGACUUCUCUUACGCAGGGUUGUGUCAGGUCAGGCAGCGGGGUGAGGGUGGGGAAAUUGGCAGGGGAUUUGUGGAAACAGCAGAACUGCAGUGCUUAGCAACUCAUCCAGUGCUCCCCCCUUGUCCUCACCUUUGUUGCCUAUUUUUGGAGCUGUGAAGCAAAGGAGGGCUUUCACAGAACUGCCUCCAGGCAUCAGAGAGUGGGAUGCUGGUUUCCUUUGAUGCCUCUCAGUGUCAACCUAGCAGCCUCUUUGGCCUGCGUUUAGUUCAGAGGCUUCCAGAGGAGAAGAAUAUUGCACUAUUUGUUAGGGCUGUCAACCGAGUAAUGAUCUUCACCGGCUUCCAAGGAACUAAAGAAUUACAUGAUUAGAUUUAUGCACACUUAACUAGUGCAGUGGCACAAAAGGUGCUUUUAGCAUGGCAAGCGCAGGUGGCAAUUUCUAUUUUAGCAUGCAGACUCUGCAUAUAAGAAGAGAGAGAAAUGUUACCGCUUAAUGUUUCAGACAGUGAUUUUUACCGCUUUUGCUCUGGAUCCUCUUAGUUUUUGUCAGCUUAUCUGGUUGGAGAGCACAAUAGCAGCAGCCUCCCAGAGUGAGUGUUCCUGAAAAGAGGAGUGAAUAAUCAAAAUGAGUUCUGCAAAAUAAACACUCCUUUGUAAUGUUAUGUUCUGAUUGCAGUAGGAGUGUGAUAUCCAAUUCAGACAUCACACUAAACCGUGCUUAGUCUUCCAUAACAAUGGUUUGUCAUGAUAUCUGAAUUGCAUUUAAUCAGAUUUUCAAGACAGUGCAACUUCUCUAUAUAAUAAGCUGUCCAGAGUGUGAUGAGGAGGGAAUGGGCCUUUUUAGUAGCGCCCACCACCAGGGUAUAUGGAAUGUUCUCCCUGGAAAACUUUCCUGCCAUCAACACUGGUAUCUUUUUAGCACUAGGCAAAGACAUUUCCCAGGCAUUUGAGUGCUAUUUCUUUUCAUUUGACAGCAGUUGAUGGGUGUCUCCUCCCCUUGGGGGUGCUCUGUGUGGUUGGUUGGACAGAGGGAUUGUUUUUCAUAGUACAAUAAUCUUGUUUUGCUUUUAAUUAUUUUGUUUACUACUAUUUCCAAGAUGUUUUAAGACAUGGGUAAAGUGACUAAUAAGCUGAAAUGAUAAUCAAUGUGAAAAUAUUGCUUGGGCUUUUCUCUUAGCACUUGCCUUUGACUUCCUUUGGCUUGGAUGUCUUAUUCCUAAAGCAUACAGCACAAUCAUUGUUUGUUUUGUAGGUAGCAGUUGGGUUAUUCCCUUUUCUCAUUUCGUGAUCAUAAACAAACCUUCUGUUAACCUCAGCAAUUUCUAGAGAUGUGUCUGGAGAGACACACCACCGUCUUUGGUCCCUCUGAGUUCUGUUUUGCUUUCCUUUCCCUUUCAGCAGGAUGCUUCUUGUAGCGUGAGCAAGAUUGGUCUGUGAGACUAGCAACGUAGUAAUAAAAACUAGAAUAGAAGCAAGCCACCCUGACAUGCUAACUCUCUGUGGGUAGGAAUGCCUUUUCUCAAGGAAGUGUUUAUGGUCCACCACAUGAGCUCUACCUGUAGUCUGAACCUAGACACAGGCUUACCAUCUCUAUGAGGACUAGGUCCCAAGUCUCUAGACAGAUAUCCCAUUGCCUUUUCGUAAGGUCCUCCCUCCGAGAGUGGUCAGGAACAAAUUAGUUGGCUCUCACAUUCAAGAUCUGUACAAAGAAGCCAGCCCGUGUCCCCAGCUCACCUAUCUAGAUGUGCUGGUGGUAAUCAUUUGGUGCCCUAAAAGAGAGAGGGGAUCUCUCCUGCUUGGUGGCUUGGAGACGAUUCUUAUCUGCACAAAUGUAAGUGACUGUUUACAAUAUGGCCACUGUUGGGCUCAAGAUGACUACCUGUGGAACUGCAGUGUAGGGGAAGGCAUGCUCUCUGCAAGACCAAGGUUGCAUGAGAAGAGGGACUUAGUAGCAUUAGCCCAUGGACAAAUCCAGGAGUGAGAAAUUAUGUCUCUGUUAUGAGCCCUUACAAUCUCCUUCUUGAGGCUGGUUGUCAAGGUGGCACAGGAGGGUAGAAACCCAUUUCUGCCUGGUCCUCAUUGCUCAUCCGCCUUCUCUGACCUUCAUUCCCCCCUGCAGAUGAUGUCCUAACAAAGGAUGCAGGCGAGUGUGUCAUCUGCCUGGAGGAACUCCUGCAGGGGGACACGAUAGCCCGGCUGCCCUGCCUGUGCAUUUACCAUAAGAGGUAGAGUAUGAAGAAGACCUGGGUUCAGCAAUCUCUCCCCAUACAGUUCCAUUGUGGGACAGCAGGGCUCCCGCAAAUGGCCAAACCUGCCCCAUGGCACCUUCAUAUGGGCUGCAGAAUUCCUUGGAUGCUUCUUCCUCCUCAAGCCCCUUCUGCUGGGCACAUGUGGCCAUGCUGCUCCUCAUCCACGCCCCCCCUUGUGGAGUUAGGGCAGGUACUUGGCCUCAAGGAUUCCCCUGUUGUGGAGUCUAAUAACCACCUUUUCUUCUUCAGUUGUAUAGAUUCCUGGUUUGAAGUGAACAGAUCCUGCCCAGAACACCCUUCGGAUUGACCCUGGCAACGCUUGCUGACCUCUCCCAAGGUGAGGCUUUGCUUAGAAAGCUUCUCUUGAAACAUCUGGAGGCCUUAAAACACCACCCACACUUCUAUUUAUUACCAAGUUUUAGCAUGCAGUGUUUACAAAAAAACAAGCAGAGUGCAACCAAUCAACAAACGCUAUCAGUUUAUCCAACACUAUAUUUUAAAGAUAAGAACUAACCCCUGAGUCAUUCUUUACCCAAUAGAUGAAAUUUUAAAACAACCAAAACAUAUUAAGCUGACAGAACUUAAAAGAGGUGUCAGCCCAACAACAAGAUAAAUCUGAUUGAUGAGUAAAAACCAGGAUAUUCAGAAAUAGUUUUGCAGUGGAUGAAUAUGACUUGUCUGCACAAGCUGCAAGCCCUCAUAAAUGCCCUGAUUUUUAUUUGCUUGUAUGUGUUAAUCUCUGUCAAUUUCUCUACUUAAACAUGGAACACAUUUCUACAAACUACUGAGCCUUUCAGGGAUGUCAUCAGCAAGCUGUUUACUAGUUAAGUCAGCCUAUGGUGCUGUUAACAAAAAGCAAGACACCUGUAGUCGACUGUAUACUUUUCAGAAUUAUUUCUAAAAGUAGCAUUGGGUCUUCUGCAAUAAGCCAGACUUUCAUUAAUGUGGAAAAAAAGCCCAGGCAAGUAUGUGUUGUGUUUCUUUGCAAUGAGGAGGGGCCUUUGAUGUUCUCAGGGUAUCAUGUUGAUGUACUGUCUACCAGUUAAGGUGACACUCUUUGGUGGGUUGACAAACCACAUUUUACAAAAAGCCUUGCCACACAGAAACAGUUCCCUCAAAUUUUCCUAGACUACUUUUGUGUUUAAAAACACAUCUUCUGCAUGCAUAUUUUUAUAGCAUCUACAUGAUGCUUCUCCUAUAUCCCCUGCAACCUCAAUUCAAUCCAGAUUUUCCAUUUCCAGGAAAAAUCCCAUAAAGCAAAAAAAUAAUAAUUUUUGACUAACAACCUAUUUGUGAUAUUAAGCUCCUGUAUGGAAGUUUCCUUUUUUCUUUCUUUCACUGAAAGGGUAUUUUACCCAUUUCAGAACAUGGAGUACAUUUGUAAGAAUACCCAUAAUGGAUUUCUUAUCUCACGUGGAAGAAUACUCUGGUUUUGUGUUAAGUUUAAACUUCCCUUAUUUUGUGGGGGUUAAAUGUGUUUUUCCUCUGGGUUGGUGUUGUCAAGAACUUGUUUCCUCGACUUGGGCUCUGCGCACAUGGCAAUCAUUGAUCCUGUCAUUUCUCUCAACAGGUCGUCCCGCCAUCCAUCUCCCCUCCCCCACCCAACCUCCUCUGAGCAGGCUCUGGACCCCACUGGGACGACAGUGGGGACGAGGGGCUUGUGUUAACUUCUCAACUUAAAAGGGCAGACAAGAACCCACCCCAAGAGAAGCUGCUGCCCUUGCAGGGCUACACCUUGGCAGCCGCCAGCCUGGGUCGAGAGGAGUGCCCGGUGCCAGAGCCGGCGGCCGUCGCCCAGCGGCGCCAUGAUGUUUGGGCCAGACCUGGUUGCUAGCCAAACGGAGCAUGAGAGGGUCACCCACCAUUUGACAAGGACUCGGCCCUUCCUGCCAUACGCGGGUCACACUUUUGCACUGAAAAGGUGAUUUCCCAGCCCCACUCCCCUUCUCCUUUUCACCUCCACCCCUUGGAAAAGGAAGAGGAAACAACAGACCCCCCCCUCCCACCACGCCUGCCCCCUACCCUCAUCCUGCGGAGGAAAGGGCAUUUUCUGUCACGUUUUUGAAGGCGUCGUAGGUUUGUCUUUCAAGUGUUUACAAAACAGCCAUUUCGUGUCAACUGAUGUGUGUUCCUGGUGAUGUUUACAAGACUGCAUCCUCUUGGCCUCCUGACUCGAGCUGCUCCAGCAGUUGAGGAGCCAAAUUUCCCGAGACCCUUCUCUUCUCCCUCCUGCCUCACCUAGGGACACCCCCCACCUUCAUUGCCAAAAGUCCCCUGGUUUCCCCUUCCUCCCUCCCCUCCCUCCUCUCAGUAAGUCUUGGUUUGAACUCCUGACUCUGGGGCACCUUCAGGGGCAUAUUCUGAAGGGCUGUUUGCCACUCACAAGUGUCCUGCUAAGAUGCCUGAACCUUUCUCAGCCCUGUGUGGAAAACAAAAACAACCGAUUUUUAUUAAAACACACACACACACACACACACACACAAAUGCGCGCACACAGACACACACACACUCCUCCCUGAUCCACAUUUGAGCACGAAGCGGAGACCGCCUCAGCCAUGGGAAAAAAGCCCCUGCCCCGGUGACCUCCAUCCAAGCAGGAAAAGGUAUCUGUAUUUAUAUAGUAAAAAAUUUAAAAAAAUAAAAAAAUAAAAAAAAUAUUCAAAGCUUGGGAAGGGAAGCUUCCCCUAUUAGUCAAGGUGUUUUGAUAUGGUAUUAAAUAAUGUUCAAUAAAAUAGUCACUGUUAUUUUA